This is a messenger RNA of Tyto alba (common barn owl), 2283 nucleotides long. It is a transcript of the gene PLA2G4C, whose product is annotated as phospholipase A2 group IVC. The coding region runs from base 1 to 1431 and encodes 476 amino acids. Lineage: Eukaryota; Metazoa; Chordata; Aves; Strigiformes; Tytonidae. Gene Ontology annotation, cellular component: cytosol; nucleoplasm; nuclear envelope. Gene Ontology annotation, molecular function: calcium-dependent phospholipid binding; calcium ion binding. Gene Ontology annotation, biological process: glycerophospholipid catabolic process. The record is from RefSeq and is a predicted model, not a curated record. The transcript has 11 exons.
AUGUUGCUGUGCAUUCCCUUGUCACCAGGUCUCCAGGAAGCAAAGACAGACAUCUCAAUGGCUACCAAGGAUGACAGUGAAGUCCGUCUGUCUCAUGAUCUCUCAGAAGGUGAGAUAAAAGCCACUCAGAAGAGAAGAGAAAAAGUACUUAUGUGUCUGAAAAACCUUGGGAUUCAUUGUGAGCAGAAUAAUGUGCCUAAUAUUGUUGUUCUGGGAUCAGGCGGAGGCUUGCGUGCCUUGAUAGCCCUGCUAGGAACCUUGGUCGAGCUGAAGAAAAAUAAUCUCUUGGAUGCUGUCAUGUAUCUGUGCGGGGUGUCAGGAUCCACUUGGUGCAUGUCACUCCUGUAUGAAGAUAGAAAAUGGUCAGAAAAUUUAAUGUCCUUGGAAAAGGAACUGUGUAAAAACCUCAGCAAUUUGUCCUGGCAUAUUACAAAAGCAAAAGAAUCCUUGGCAGAGUCAUCAAAAGACGAACAUUACUCACUCACUGACUUCUGGGCCUCCUGUUUUGUAUACAAAAUACUGCAGCAGUUUGAUGAGAAUGAGCUGGCUGAUCACAGGGAGGCCUCAGAGACUGGAAUAAACCCUUACCCGAUUUAUGCAGCAGUAGAUAAAGAAGCACUGAAGGAAAAAGAUGGAAACUUGCCAGAGACCUGGUUUGAAUUCACUCCACAUGAAGUUGGAUAUACUGCCUUGGGUGCUUUUGUGAGUACCAAACACUUUGGGAGUGAAUUUGAGAAUGGUAAGCUGAAGAAAAAGGGGAAGAAGAAACACAUUUGUUACAUGCAAGGCUUAUGGGGGAGUGCUCUUGGAAACAUGGAAGAAAAUCUAAAGUUUAUACGAGGUUCCGUGCGGGAUGUCAUUACGGUAGUGUUUAAAACAAUCCAAUGUGCGCUGACCUGGAAAUGGGGAACAACUAAUAACUUCCUUUACAACUGCCCUUACAGUCAACCCUCUUACCUGAUCAAAACCAAAACAAUCUCUUUGAUUGAUGCUGGCCUGGCAAUAAAUUCUGCUUAUCCUCUGGUCCUUCGAGCACAACGGCGAACAGAUCUGAUCAUUUCCUUUGAUUUCAGCUCUGGAGAUCCUUUUGAGACUAUCAAGAAAACAGCUACAUACUGCCAGGAAAACAAUAUUCCAUUUCCCAAGAUAGAGGAUCAGAAAAUGGAUGAGAACAACCCUUCUGACUGCUAUAUCUUCCGAGGAGACAAGUCAUGCCCUACAGUCAUGCACUUUCCACUCUUCAACAACAUGAAUUGUUCUGAUAAAAUAGAAGAAUACAGAAAAAGAUUUCCUACCUUUCACAUGUUCUUCCCAGAGGGAGACAUCAAAGAUCUCCUUGAGAAAGCAAGGUUGAAUGUAUCCAACAAUAUUGGGAAGAUUCUGGAUGAGAUAAAAUGUCUUGUGUCUUCCUUUCAUCCAAAGGAGUUCUGAGUGCAAGGGUUUUUUUUUUCCUUUAGUACAAGACAAUGAGUUUAUGAAUCACUAUAAAUGGUAUACUUUACCCCACUGCAAUUUUCAUUUAAACCAUUUGGUGAUAGUCUUCAUACUGUGCUCUGGACAACUGCAAUGUAGAUUUCUCCAUCUCAGCUACCUCUCUAAGUUCCUCUAUAGUACAAAGAACCAAAGAGAUGCUCUUAGAGAGUGAAUCAUUUGGCACAUUUUAAAAAUGUUUGUGAGAAUAAGAUGGCCUGAGUUUCUGAAGGGCUGAAGAGGCUUCUUUUAAAGUUGGAUUAGAUGAAGGUAUUGGUGUUCAUAAAGAAAUUCUAAAAAUAAUAAAGCUAAACAUAAUGAAAAGGAAAAAAAAAGACUGAAGGAGAAAGAAAGAGGGAGUCUUUCCACAGAAGAAUAGUUAAGCAGGAAGCAGGACAGAUGAUAAAGAAUUAGACAGAUAAGUACUAAAUAAACACAUUAAAAGGGAAAAAAGAACCUCUAUAAUUUUUGCUCUUGACAAUGGAAGAUGAAUAAUGGAGGAACCAUGAAAGAGAUGAAGAAAAAUCUGGUGGCCAGAGACUUACACACAAUGCUGGUAAAACUGGACUGUGUCUGAACAAGGGAAGGAUAUCUGUCUGUAUGAACCAAAUGUGAACUAAUACUAGGCUCUGGCUGGCUCAUGAUACUGUCUUUGUUAACUUCUUUCUUUUUCUGUAUUUCUUACUUGUUAAUUUUUCUGGGGUUUUUUUCUGUGUAUCUUAAUUAAACCUGUUUAUUAAAUAUAUGAGCUAUAUCUUGUUACUAAUGGCAGCCAUAUUUGGCUUUGUCCCACAGUGUGCUGUAUAAUCCUAG